Brugia malayi is the source of this 1077-nucleotide messenger RNA. RefSeq lists its product as uncharacterized. Lineage: Eukaryota; Metazoa; Nematoda; Chromadorea; Rhabditida; Onchocercidae. The record is from RefSeq and is a predicted model, not a curated record. The transcript has 7 exons. The coding region runs from base 1 to 1077 and encodes 358 amino acids.
AUGGAAGGUUUUUCGGAACGUCUCUUGGAAAUACUAAAUGAUGGGAUGCUCUCUAUUGGACUUGUCAUGGGUCAUAAGCUUCAACUGUUCGAUACCCUUGCUGCUGUAUCAUCGGAGAAUGAACCAGCCACUUGUACAAUGGUAGCUGAAAAAGCCGAUAUGAAGGAACGUUAUGUACGCGAAUGGUUAUGUCUCAUGGUCUGUGGUAAGAUUAUAGAGGUGGAUGAGAGUGGCGAAAAAUUUUGGAUCAGAGAGGAACGCAUUGGAGAUCUCUGUGGUGAUGAACCGAAUACAUUGCUUGCCAUCCAGCAAUCUGUUCUUAUAUUUGCCAAGGCAUACCCUGCUGUCAUCGAGCUCUUCAAGAAAGAUGUGCCACUAGGGAUAGACAAUAAAAUGUUUGAUGAAUUUGAUAAAACGAUGGCAUCAGUUUCAGAAGCUGCAGAUAAAAAAAAUAUUAUUAGCAAAUUUGUACCUGUGACAGGGAUGCAGAACAAGUUGGAAGAAGGUGGAAUUCAUGUUCUCCAUGUAGGUUGUGGUCGAGGAAUGCAUAUUGCAGAAUUAGGGAGUCAUUACCCAAAAUGCUUUUUCACUGGAAUUGAUACGUCACUCGAAGCUGUUAUUGGAGCAAACAAGAAAAGAGAUGAAGCUAAUGCUGGCCUCGAUAAUGUAUCGUACAUGCAAAUAAAUAGUCAGAUGAUGAAGAAUGAGUGGACGGAGAAGUUUGAUUGGGUGAUGAUGUUCGGCGCUUGCCAUAACCAAAUGAGACCUGAUCGCUGCUUGAAAGAGAUAUAUCGAGUUCUGAAACCAAAUGGUUUAUUUUCGAUGUUUGAAACUAAUGGUACAAGCAAUGUUUAUAAAGAUAAAGAAAUAAAUACAUCCAUAUAUAUGUAUGGCAUGUCACUUUCACAUUUCCUUCCUGUCGGAAUUAAUUCUGAAGAUGCAGUGGGACUCGAUACUAUGUGGGGACGUGAAAAAGCUAAACAGCUACUUGGUGAUGCUGGCUUUGAAAAAGUUGAAAUCCAUCCGAAUCCGUUUUCGGAAUUCCGCGCAGACAUUCUCUACUUAUGCCGCAAAUAA